GGGAGGGCGAGCGCAUGCGCGGACCGGCAAGUGGCUCGAGCGCAGGUUGUUGUCGAUCGGCCGCUCGGCGCAGGUGAGGCCGGGACAGUGCAGGUGAAGCCGGGACAGUGCAGGUGAGGCCGGGACAGUGCAGGUGAGGCCGGGACAGUGCAGGUGCAAGGUGAAGGAUGGACGAUGAUGAAUUCGGAGGAUUUGAGGCAGCAGAGAACUUUGAAGAUGGUGAAACGGGAACACAGUCAGUCUCCCCAGCCAUUCCUUGGGCAGCAUUUACUGCAGGGCCAGGAGUGGAGUUGGGCCAAAGAAAUCCUCCAGAAAUCCUCAUCAACCAGACAACACAAUCAUCUGGAAAGAACACUUCAGAACCUGCCCUCUUUCCAGAUAUUGAGCCUUACUCCGAUUUAAGAGUUGAGUCAAUGGAAAACGCCACAGCAGAACAAAUUUCAUCACCAGAAAAGGUUCAGCCAACGUCUCAACCACCACUUGAUACUGUUGAGGCAUCAGCAAAUUUGCAGAAAAAGGAUCCUCGACAAUCUACAGAUAAUCUUGCAGAACACACAGUGCCCAUAGAAACACAUAAAAUUGAAGUUAAUUCAAAAGAAACACUGGAAAAUAUGGAGCAAAAGCUUUCAGCUGCUGAGAAUGAAAAGCUUGAAAUGAAAAAGGCAUUAGCAGAGAUGUUUGGGAAGUACUCAAAAUUAGAGGAAGAUUAUUUACAAGAGAAAAAGGCAGACGAAGUUUCAUACCAAGACGACUACAAUCAACUCCAGGAAAAACAUAAACAAGAGUUAGAAGAUCUUAGAAAAGCUGGCCACGAUGCUCUUAGCAUUAUUAUUGAAGAAUUUAAGGCAUUAACAAAGUCUGCUGUACUGCAGCAGCAAGAAACCAGCAGAACAUGCCUUCAAUCAGCCAUAGAAAAACAAAUGCAGAAAUGUGAAGAGCUGCUCAAUGUUCAGCACGAGCAUUUGGUAGAAUUACUGGAAAAAGAAAAAAGUGCACAGCAACUCAAGAUAAAAGAAACUUUGGAUGAACAAACAGAACUGCACAAGGACAGACUUGAAAAGUGUCUGGAUGAGGAAAGGAUAAGAAGCCAAGAGGCAAUGGAUAAAGUUGUACAGGCAGAAAAGGAAAUCAUUACUGAAGCUGUUUUGAAAGCUGUGCAAGUGGAGAGGGAAAGGAUGGAAAGGAUCCAGAUGGAGAAAAGAGAACUAUGGGAAAUUGAGCGUGGCAAGGACCAAGAAAGGUUGGAGCAAGCCAUCCAGGAGGCAUUACAAGAGGAGAGGAACAAAAGCCAGGAAGCCAUAAGGGAAACAGUAAAUGAAGAAAGAAGUAAAAGUAAGAAAGCUGUGGAGGAGACAGUUCAAAAAACCAGGGAGGAUAUGGCCAAAUAUAUCAAGGAGCAAAAGAGGAUUGACCAAGUGGCUCAACAGCGUAACCUGACCAGUUUGGGGCUGUUUCUAUCGUGCGCACAGAAGCAGUUGUCUGCACUUUUGGAAGAUAUGCCAUCAGCUGUAAAACAAGACACUGAAUAACUUCAAGAUGAUUAAACAGAUGAAGCAAGAAAAACAAACACAAUAACACAAUAAUCCUGGCACCACCAGUUAUGGUUUCUGUGUGUUUGGAAAUGCCAUUCCUGUUGUGCAUCUUGGUUUAGAAUGUGUGCAUUCUGUGUAUAUUACUUGCAGGCCUUCAAACAAGAUACUCUUACAAUUGUACAAAAAUAAUUAUGAACAUUAUUGGCACAAGAUUAUUAAACUGGCUUAAUAAAGGAAGUAACAUUAAACAUGAACAUUAAUUUACACGAAGGACACAGUUAUGUUCACAUACCAUUAUGCGUUAGCUUUCUAAGUAUUGUAAUAUGGGACAUAAAUACCUGUAUGAUACUGGAAUUGCUUUCCUCAAACUCCAGGUAUAUAUUUCAUAAUUAUAGUUGUCACUUGCCACAACAGAAGGGUUUUGGAUAAUGGGAACUUUAAACCAGUUUGAAACAAUCUUGUGCAUCUUCCAUGAGAAGAAUAAGGUUUUCUUAAUUUUGUAUUAUCUGCUGAGAAAUAACACUAAGCUUUAUGGG
Messenger RNA from Amblyraja radiata (thorny skate), 2068 nucleotides. RefSeq names its product coiled-coil domain-containing protein 91. Gene Ontology annotation, cellular component: trans-Golgi network. The coding region runs from base 168 to 1529 and encodes 453 amino acids. The record is from RefSeq and is a predicted model, not a curated record. The transcript is spliced from 14 exons. Gene Ontology annotation, biological process: Golgi to lysosome transport. Lineage: Eukaryota; Metazoa; Chordata; Chondrichthyes; Rajiformes; Rajidae.